CGGUACGGUUAGAGUACUUGGCCGGCCAGUUAAGCGCCAUUCGUACCGCUGUUGCCGUAGCAGGUGGAGCGUUUCCACUGUGUACCGUCUUUAAGGACAUUGCCAUACAAUCACACAAAUGUUGUCAAAGCUAGUAACCGAGUUCGGUGAGCUGCCGGUCUCGCAGAAGAUGCUGCUGGUGGCGGCAGGUGUGGGCAGUAUCGCAAUGCUAUCCGCCGGUGGCUAUCUGGUGAAAAAGCGCAUAGAAAACACCCCACCCAAGCAAUGGCGCAAGGCGGGCGAACUCGCUGAGUUGUACGUUUAUCCGAUCAAGUCCUGUGCGCCUGUCGUGAUGCAGCAGAUCGAGUGUGCGGACCUUGGACCGCAGCGCAAUUUUCUCCGCGACCGUAUCUUCAUGGUAACGAACGCGGACGGCAAGUUCGUGACGGCGCGGAUGAAACCGAAGUUGGUACUGGUGCAGCCACGGUUCGACGACCGGUACGAGACGAUGUUCCUGACCGCACCCGGUAUGCCCGAGCUGCGGCUGGACGUGCGCACCUUGGCGGCAGGACCAACCGAAGACGGGCGAGCCGGCGAAACCGUACGCAGCACCGUAUGGGGCGAACAGGUAGCGACGGUUGAUUGUGGCAAUGAGGUGGCGCGCUGGUUUUCGCGCUACUUGCUCGAUAAGGAGGAUGGCUACCGGUUGCGGUACUAUCCGCUCGCGUACACCACCCGCCAGAAGAACGGUAGCGAUACCGGUUCGCUGCAGGACGAAACGAGCUACAUGCUGUUUAACGAAGCAAGCGUUACCGAUUUGAACAGCCGGCUGGAGAACAAGGUGACGGCGCUCCAAUUCCGGCCCAACUUUGUCGUUCGGGGACCGGAACCGUACGCGGAAGAUCGCUGGCGCUGGGUACGGAUCGGGGAGGUCGUAUUCCGGUACGAGAUACCGUGUCUGCGUUGCGUUUUCACCACAAUCGAUCCAACGUCCGGUGUGUUCCAUCCGGAUAAGGAACCGCUCCGUACGCUCAAGCAAUAUCGGCAGCUACCAUCGUGCGGUGAAUCGCCUGCACUCGGGAUCCAUCUUGGGUUGCGCCGUGCCGGCGAGAUCAAGGUGGGCGAUCCGGUUUACUUCGCCUAACCGUUUUCGCAGAAACGGGUGCCAUACAUUUUCUUUCCACAUUCCCGCGCGGUGAAUUGCUUUUCUUUCGCGGACACACAAAGACAGAGCAGUGACACGCCCCGGAUCGGUUUUCGAUAAGCCGCGAUAGUGCAUUUAAAUUAACAAUAAAAGCAAAAUAUGCAUACAAAUA
Molecule: messenger RNA, 1295 nt
Organism: Anopheles funestus (African malaria mosquito)
Lineage: Eukaryota; Metazoa; Arthropoda; Insecta; Diptera; Culicidae
Product: mitochondrial amidoxime reducing component 2-like
Exons: 3
Coding region: 119-1123 (334 amino acids)
Molecular function (GO): catalytic activity; pyridoxal phosphate binding; molybdenum ion binding
Source: RefSeq, a predicted model, not a curated record